Molecule: messenger RNA, 1494 nt
Organism: Hevea brasiliensis (rubber tree)
Lineage: Eukaryota; Viridiplantae; Streptophyta; Magnoliopsida; Malpighiales; Euphorbiaceae
Product: pirin-like protein
Exons: 7
Coding region: 148-1032 (294 amino acids)
Source: RefSeq, a predicted model, not a curated record
GGCUUUGAUUUCUAAACCCACCCUAUUACAUUUCCAUCACAGUGAAGGACAGACGACACAUACAACAAAAAAAUUCAGCUUAUACCCAUCAACAAAUACCAAGAGCAGCAACAAUAUCAAAAGUUUUUUCCUUAUAUCAGAGCUAUCAUGUCUACAUCUAAUCAAUCCCCUGGCUUUAACAGACCCAGAUUGGUCACCAGAAAGGUCCUAGCCACUCCCCAGUAUGAGGGUGAUGGUGCUGUUGUUAGAAGAGGCAUUGGAAGGAGUGAGCUGAAGUUCUUGGAUCCUUUUCUUAUGUUGGAUCAUUUUUCAGUGACUCGUCCUGCUGGAUUUCCUGAUCACCCACAUAGAGGUUUUGAGACUGUUACAUAUAUGCUUCAGGGAGGCAUCACUCAUCAAGAUUUUGCAGGGCAUAAGGGAACAAUUCACACUGGAGAUGUGCAGUGGAUGACUGCGGGAAGAGGGAUAGUCCACUCAGAAAUGCCUGCAGGAGAAGGAACACAGAAGGGAUUACAGCUUUGGAUAAAUCUAUCUUCCGAAGACAAAAUGAUCGAACCAAGGUAUCAAGAACUUUCAAGUGAUGACAUCCCAUGGGCAGAAAAAGAUGGUGCUGAAGUACGAGUUAUAGCAGGAGAAUCAAUGGGAGUUAGGUCUCCAGUAUACACAAGAACAUCAUCAAUGUAUCUGGAUUUCACUCUGAAACCAAGAGCUCAAGUCCAUCAAAGCAUUCCAGAAUCAUGGAAUUCAUUUGUUUAUAUUAUUGAAGGUGAAGGUGCCUUUGGCUCGCGAAACUCGUUGCAAGCAACUGCUCACCAUGUUAUGGUUUUGGGUUCUGGAGAUGGUUUAAGCGUGUGGAAUAGAUCUUCCAAGCCAUUAAGAUUCAUACUAGUUGCAGGCCAACCGAUCAAUGAACCAGUGGUACAGCAUGGACCUUUUGUAAUGAACACACAAGCUGAAAUUGAACAAACUAUUGAGGACUACCACAAUUGCAAGAAUGGGUUUGAAAUGGCCGAGUAUUGGAGAUCUCAAUAAAUGGGGUAAGUGAAAAUAGAAAAAAGCUUUCAAUUCUUGAAAGCGCAUUGUAACCAUUAGAAGAAAACAGAAAGCUCAUAAGAAAUAAAGGAAUGCUAUUGCUAUCUUAAUCAGAGUCACAGUCUCUAUCAGUCAAGAUCUCUAUUUAUAUAAAAUCAAUCAAAUUGUAAGCUGAAAAGGAUGUUUUGGUUACUGAUUGGAGCAAGAACUUCUAGAAGAACCAAAGUGUAAAUGGAAGAGCUAAAGAUGGCUAUCAGAAAAGUCAUGGUGGGUCAGCUUAAUCACAGUUGAUCUCUUUAUUUCAAUCAUCCUCAACCAGAAUUUUCCAGUUUUAAAAACAUAUUUUGUGGUAGUUGAUGAUUAAAUCUUUAUUAUUUUUUCCUUGAAGAUUAUUUUGAUGAUUUGUUUUCCUUUAUGUGUUUUGAUGGUAGUAGAAAUGGUGGUAGGGUAGUUUUCUUGUGA